AUGGUCGGUCCCGUCCUCUCCGGGCCGAUGGACACCUACUUCUGGACCCAUCUGGUUGUGCAGUUCAGCCAUUUCGAGCCUGCCGUGCGCCAUGCCGUUCUGGCAAUCAGCUCGCUUUACGAGGACUUCCAUGGCGGCGCUCGCGUCACGAGACAGAAGCCCGGUAACGACUUCGCGCUGAGGCAUUAUAGUGCGGCGAUCCAGCGAAUCAAGUCCGCAGAAGACGAGCAGCUCGUGCUGUUGGUGUGCAUACUCUUUAUCUGCAUUGAGUAUCUCCAAGGCGACGUCGAGGCGGCGCUGCGGCAUUGUAAGCACGGCAUUAUGAUCCUCAACCGGGUAGGAUGCUCCUCGUGGGCCCGCGAGUACCUAAUGCCAAUAUUCAGGCGUCUCAGCUUCGCUUCGUUCUACCUCGGCGCCAAACCACCGCCGGAUGCGGCAGUGCCGGGGCUCAUCGGCUUCGAAGUCCCUAUACCUCAGAAAUUCGAAAGCGUCGCGGAGGCUCAGAGCGCGAUUGACGAUCUGACGGUGCACAUGAUCGAGUACGUGUCAUCCGGAAACGCCUCCGCCGUCGACCGACAAGAUAUCGAGAGAAAUUUGCAACAGUUCCACACGAAACUGAGCGACUUUGACGCGACUAUACCCUCCUCUGAAUCUUCGACAAAAAUGGCAAUCUGUAACAUGAUGAUGAAGUUCGAAAUGGCACGGAUACAGAUCGAUACGAUUAACGGCACUUCGGAGACGAGAUUCGACAAGCACACGGCGGGAUUUCGCAGGAUCAUAACGCUAGCACGCCACGCGUCCCAAUUAAGGGAGACGUUUCCCGACGAACGCCCAAAAGCCUGCUUCACAUUUGAGAGCGGGUUCCUGUCGACGCUUGGAUUCAUAUCCAUUAAAUGCCGCGACUUGCAGAUUCGGUUGGAGUCAUUAGCUCUGAUGGUUGAUAUCGCAGCGCCCAAGGAGGGGUUUGUCGAUAUCGGUACACUAUACAGAGUCGGCCGGCUUGGAGUUGAGCUCGAGCACGGAGUUUCUCUGGAGGACGGCACGAUAGAGAAGAACCCAACCGCCUUCGCGCAGUUAUCUUUCCCGCCGGAGGAGAAGCGCUUCUUCGCGGCGCCGAUAGACCACGAACUCGACGUGAUUAAGCACGAAGAUGGGUCGAUCAUGUAUCGACGAACCGUGUCGUUUUUACAGCGAGAUGCAGAGGGCAAGGUACACGUGCGGCAGGAGUAUGUUACAGACGCAAUACCAGGCCAAGUACGGCCCGCCGUACCCUGCAUGCGGUGUUCGAAGCCUAUGUAG
Molecule: messenger RNA, 1299 nt
Organism: Colletotrichum spaethianum
Lineage: Eukaryota; Fungi; Ascomycota; Sordariomycetes; Glomerellales; Glomerellaceae
Exons: 1
Coding region: 1-1299 (432 amino acids)
Source: RefSeq, a predicted model, not a curated record